Messenger RNA from Topomyia yanbarensis, 7264 nucleotides. RefSeq lists its product as uncharacterized. Gene Ontology annotation, biological process: DNA integration. The transcript is spliced from 7 exons. The record is from RefSeq and is a predicted model, not a curated record. NCBI's taxonomy places the organism in Eukaryota, Metazoa, Arthropoda, Insecta, Diptera, Culicidae. Bases 594 to 6479 code for a protein of 1961 amino acids. Gene Ontology annotation, molecular function: nucleic acid binding.
CACCGCUGGGCAGUCACUGUAGGCAGUCGGUAAUACCGCAGUCGGCAAGACAGCCGAACCCAUGUCAAGUGAGACCACUCGCAAAGGUGAAAUAGUGAGGAAACGCUGUCAUGUGAGGAAAGAAAAAGAAAAAAAAAGUUGAAUCAAAACAAACUAAGAAAUUGUGCGUGAGGAAAAUAGUCGGAGAAUAAUCUUUUUUAUUGCGAAAAAUUAAGUUUAGGUAAAGUAAAAAUUCGAAGAUUUAGUUGUAGAGCAGUCUACUCUCUGUACUACUGUCGCCGUACGUGAAUUUGGACGGCUAGCAAAUUGAUAGUGCAGCAAGAAGAGGCUCAGAGGAGAUUAAAUCUGCUGAAUAUUUUAUCGCGCCACCCGAAUAUCUGUCGUCGUUCGCUGAGUCGGACGACAAGCAAACCGAAGGAGUAGCAGGAGAGAAAAGGAGAAGGUGAAAUCAGGAAAGAUUCGACAUUGGAAGAACGAGGAUACUAUUUAAUUUUUGAGCUGCUGCUGAUAGUGCUGCUACAAAAAUAUAGUUUCUGGUUCAUCCGAACAAACUCAAAAAUUAAAUAUCGAGAUUUCGGAUAACCUCAAUCACGAUGAGCGAAUCGAACAUGGAUUUCACUAUGACUCCGUGUGAAGCUUGCGGGAAGGUAUCAACGCAGAACGAGGAGAUGAUUGCCUGUGACAGCUGUGAGCGCUGGUAUCACUCCCGUUGCGUGGAAGUUACUGUGGCGACAAAAAAGGACACGAAAUGGUUCUGUCCCGAAGAUGGUUGCCAAGCAGUUUCCCAAUCUUACCAGAAGCAGAAGAAGGCAAACCGUUCGAAGAAGAAUACGGAGGAAUCGGACCGAUCGAGCGCGAAAUCCCUCGAGCGUCAACCUCCGACCUUGCCUCCAUCCGUUGCUGCAAAAAUCAGAGCAAUGGAAGCGGAGAAGAAGCGUUUGGAGGAGGAAAUGGAUGCGGAAUGUUUGUUGCGGGAAAAGGAGAUUGAAAUGAAGAACGCUUUGAAGGAAAGAAGGAUGCGUUUAGACCGUGAGCUGCGCGAAAAGGAGCUGCAGAAAGACCGAGAGCUUCGUGAACGGGAGAUCGAGGAAAAACGCCUUCAACAUCAAAGGGAACUGCAGGAGAAGAAGGAACAUCUUUGCCACAUAAGGAAGAUGGAAGAGAUCCAUCAGGAUCAGAUGUCCUUCGUAGAGGAACAGUUGAAGGAAGCGCUAAUGGUGAACAGCGGACAGAAAACAAAAUCGGUCGCUGAUCCCCAAGAAGGAUUUUCCGGAGCAUCCGGCGGAAAAUCUACCCCGUUGCGUCCUCCGGCGUUCGGCAAAUUGACGGAAGUUAAUCUGAAGAUGUUUGCACAGAACGCCGAGGGCACCAGUGAUGAAGAAAAUCGGUCGGAUAUUACAGACGGCGACGAGGGCUGUGACGACGAAAACGGCGAAAGAAACCGGAGGCCAAUAGUUGAUACAACUCCAUACGGGCUGGGGCAACAGCGUGCCGGACCAAGCAGGGCUCAAUUGGCUGCGAGAAGUGGGCUUACAAAAAAGCUUCCAACAUUCUCGGGGAAACCAGAAGAGUGGCCUCUCUUUUUCGGCGCCUAUCAAGCAUCCAAUGAAGCCUGUGGAUAUUCUGAUGUGGAAAAUCUGGUGAGACUUCAAGACUGUCUAAAGGGUUCAGCACUGGAGUCCGUCCGAGGCCAGCUUCUUCUUCCAAAGUCGGUCCCACGAGUAAUCGCAAAACUCCGCCAGCUUUAUGGACGCCCAGAACAGUUGCUGCAAAGCCACCUUGAAAAGGUACGCAGGCUCGAGCCACCAAAAGCUGAAAAGCUAGCCAGUUUCAUACCAUUCGGCAAUGCGGUCGAGCAACUGUGCGAGCACUUGGAAGCAGCGGAACUCACGCUCCACUUGGUGAAUCCGAUUCUCAUCCAAGACUUGGUCGGCAAACUUCCGGACGGGGAAAAGCGUCAAUGGGUGCAGUAUAAGCGAAAGAAGAAUCCAGUUACACUUCGAACGUUUACGGAUUUUAUUUCGAGAAUCGUGGCAGAUGCUUGUGAGGCGAAUGUCACUUUCGAAUACAAACCGGAUGCUAGGUUUGCCGCAGGUACGAGUGGAAGAAGCAAACCGAAGGAGAAGGCAGCACUCUAUAGCCACUCCGAGGUAGAGUGUUCCAGCGCUGACGGGUCCAAUCGGGCGCAGCAAAAGCCGUGCAAGGUGUGUCAUCGAACUGACCAUCGUGUGCGAUUCUGCCAAGACUUCAAGGACUUGUCGUACGGCGAUCGCAUGAAAAUAGUGACAAGAUGGAAGCUGUGCAAAGUUUGCCUCAACGAACACGGUGGUCAGUGUCGUUUUAAGAUUCGUUGCAAUGUGGGUGACUGUAGGGAGCUGCACAAUCCACUAGUUCAUCCAGUCACAAGCGUGGUCGGCAUGAGCGCACACAUUCUCUCGAGCAGCUCGGUGCUGUUUCGGAUGGUUCCGGUGCAGGUACAUUGCGGAGGAAGAUCAGUGACAGUACUUGCCUUUCUGGAUGAGGGAGCAUCAGUUACUUUGAUCGAGAACAACCUGGCAAAUCGUUUGGGACUUGUAGGCGUGCAGGAGAAACUCACCAUCAAGUGGACGGCAGACGUCACACGUGUGGAGAAAAGCUCUAGGCGGAUGAGCGUAUGGACUUCGGCGGUUGGUGGGACAAGCCGUGACAAGUUCUUGCUUCAUUCUGUUCGUACGGUCGAGAGGAUGCUGCUGCCUCAUCAAACGUUGAAUGCCGAAGAAUUGUCGGCGAAAUACGAACACAUACGAGGCCUGGCAAUCUCAUCGUAUGAUGGCCGUCCGGAAAUAUUAAUAGGGCUUAACAAUAUCCAUUCGUUUGCCCCGAUAGAAGCGAAAGCCGGAACUACAAAUGAGCCGAUCGCAGUUCGCUGCAAGCUCGGCUGGACAAUUUACGGACCGAGACAAGCAGAUUCAGCGCUGACAGGAAGCUAUCUAGGGUAUCAUCAAGAGGUAUCCAAUGAAGCGAUUCAUGACCUUCUAAAGAGUCACUAUGCGUUAGAAGAAUCGGUGGUGAGUGUACAGCAGGAAUCGGUUGAAGACCAACGGGCUCGUUCGAUAUUAGAGCGAACCACGAAACGCGUGGGUAAUCGUUUUGAGACCGGACUUCUCUGGAAGAUGGACGACGUGCAUUUUCCAGAUAGCUAUCCCAUGGCUCUCAAGCGGACGAAGCAGCUAGAAAGAAAGUUGGAGAAAUCACCGGAAUUGUACCAAAACAUCCGGGAUCAGAUUAAAAGGUACCUGGAGAAUGUAUAUGCUCAUCUAGCCACAGAAUCAGAGCUGGUUAGCACCGAAUGUGACAAAGUGUGGUAUCUUCCUCUCAAUAUUGUGUUGAACCCAAAAAAACCCAACAAGGUCCGAAUAGUAUGGGAUGCUGCUGCAACUGUGCAAGGAGUUUCACUAAAUUCAAUGUUGUUGAAGGGACCCGAUCUACUCGUGCCAUUGGUGUCGGUGAUCAUUGGGUUCCGCCAACGAAGGAUUGCCUUUGGCGGGGAUAUCCGAGAGAUGUAUCACCAGCUGAAAAUUAUUCCCGGGGACAAGCAAGCACAACGUUUCCUCUUCCGGGAUAACAGUAGUGAGCCACCGAAAGUGUACGUGAUGGACGUCGCCACGUUUGGGUCGACGUGCUCUCCGGCGUCGGCGCAAUACAUCAAGAACCGAAAUGCAGAAGAGCAUGCGGCACAAUAUCCGGAAGCUGCGGGGGCAAUUAUCAAUCGGCAUUAUGUCGAUGACUAUUUCGACAGUGUUGACACCGUCGAAGAAGCCGUAGAACGUGCAAAGCAGGUGAGUCACAUCCAUAAACAAGCCGGGUUUGAGAUUCGCAAUUGGGUGUCGAACUCACCCGAAUUUCUGUCAGCUCUGGGAGAGGAGAAACCAAUGGAACCGGUACUCUUUAACCAAGAUAAACAGGCAUGUAGCGAGCGUGUGCUAGGAGUAUUCUGGGAUCCGGAACGGGAUGUAUUUGCGUUCAACAUAAAACACCGUGAGGAUAUAAAAGCGUACCUGUACGACGGUGAGCGACCGACGAAGCGGAUAGUAUUGAGUUGUGUGAUGGGGUUUUUCGAUCCACUGGGUUUGCUAUCUCCCUUUACAAUUCAUGGUAAAGUAAUCAUUCAACACUUGUGGCGAAACGGUUGUGAAUGGGACCAACUAAUCGACGACAAGGCUUGGUUAAAGUGGAAACAGUGGACCGACUUGUUGCCGCAGGUAGAAGCCUUGCGAAUCCCGCGAUGCUAUUUAGGGGAUGCUGUAUCGACCUCGGUCGACUCGCUUGAAUUGCACAUUUUUACGGAUGCGAGCGAGCAUGCCUACGGCUGUGUUGCAUAUCUGCGUGCUGUCGUGAACGGAUCGGUACAGUGUAGCCUGGUCAUGUCCCGCGCAAAGGUGGCUCCGCUUAAGAGACAAUCGAUCCCUCGGUUGGAGUUGAUGGCUGCGGUUCUUGGGGCCAGGAUGAGUCAAACGAUUCUAUCGUCACAUAAUUUACAGAUCGCACGCACCUUUCUUUGGACCGAUUCACGAACAGUUCUUUCCUGGCUGCAUUCCGAUACGCACGGGUACAAACAGUUCGUCGCAUUCAGAGUUGGGGAGAUUCUGGACUUGACGAGAUUGGUAGACUGGUACUGGGUGCCAUCAAAGCAAAACGCUGCAGAUGUUCUCACCAAAUGGGGCCGUGGUCCACCAUUACAGAAUGAUGCGGAAUGGAAGAACGGUUCGUAUUUUCUGUAUCAAUCGCGCGAUCAGUGGCCAUGCACUGGGCGAAUAGAUGAGACGAAUGAAGAAGCACGAGGAGUCGUGCUAUGUCAUGCGGUGGUCGACGCUGCAGCUGUUUCUCGAUGGGUAAAGCUGGUUAGAGUGACUGCAACGGCAGUGCGCUUUAUUGCCAACAUUCAGCGUAAGAAAGCCGGGUUACCAACCGUUACAUCCAAGGCCACGAAGAUCCAGCACAGACACAUAAAGGCUGAGUACUUGACUGUUCAGAAGCCACUUCAGCAGGAGGAACUGAGAGAGGCCGAAACCAUUCUGUGGAAGCAGGUGCAAUUUGACAGCUUUCCGGACGAGAUGAGUGCGUUGAUGAAAAACCUGCAGCAUAAACCAGAUCUGCCACUUGCAAAAAUUGAAAAAUCUAGUUGCCUCUACAAGUUGUCGCCGGUGCUUGAUGCAGAGGGCGUGUUGAGAGUACGAGGCAGGCUGGAAAAGAACGAGUCAAUACCGUUCGACAAAAGGUAUCCGAUAAUUCUGUCCAGGAAGCACGAAAUAACAAAAAAGUUGAUCCUGCAUUUCCACGAGAAGUACGGCCAUGCGAAUCGAGAAACCGUUUUCAACGAAUUGCGGCAGAAGUUUUGGAUACCAAAUGCUCGCGCUGCAAUACAGCAAGUGACAAAAGAAUGCGUGUGGUGCAAGGUGAAUCGCUGUGUACCUCGCAUUCCUAUGAUGGCACCACUGCCGGUUCAACGCAUCACCCCUCACUUGCGUCCCUUUAGUGCAGUGGGUGUUGAUUACCUGGGUCCUGUCGAGGUCACGGUGGGGCGUAGGAAAGAGAAGAGGUGGAUCGCUGUCUUCACGUGCAUGGCGAUAAGGGCCGUACACCUGGAGAUAGUUCACAGCUUGACUACGCAAUCUUGCUUGAUGGCUAUCCGACGAUUUGCAUGCAAGCGAGGAGCUCCGGAACAAAUUUUUUCGGACAAUGCUACCUGUUUCCAUGGGGCAGACAUAGUGAUGAAGAAAGCGAUGGAAAAGAUUAACAGUGAGUGCGCUGAAAAGGUCUCAUCGACUGCUACCGCAUGGCUCUUCAAUCCUCCUGGGACACCACAUAUGGGCGGUGUUUGGGAACGGAUGGUGCGAUCCAUCAAAGAGGCUCUGCGUGUGCUAGAUGAUGGCCAAAAGCUAACGGACGAAAUCCUUUCAACAACGUUGGCUGAAGCUGAGGAUAUCAUUAACACUCGUCCAUUGACAUAUAUCCCACAAGAAUCAGCCGAGGAAGAAGCUAUAACCCCCAACCAUUUUCUCCGUGGAACGGUGACGAGUGCGGACGUGCGAAUGGGAGACUCUGUGGGCAUCGCAGAUGCUCUACGAAAUAAUUACAAGCGGUCACAGUAUCUCGCCAACAGAUUGUGGGAACGUUGGUCGAAGGAAUAUCUACCAACUCUGAAUCAUCGACCAAAGUGGAUAGAAGAUCGAAAGCCAUUGCAAGUUGGAGAUUUAGUGUUCGUUGUUGAUGGGAAGAAUAGGAAGAACUGGGUACGAGGAAGAAUACAAGAAGUAGUCAGAGGAGCGGAUGGAAGGAUUCGUCAAGCGGAUGUAAGAACUGCGGAUGGGAAGGUGCAUAGGCGUGCGGUGGUGAAUUUGGCGGUGUUGGAGAUUCAGGAUGGUAAAUCCGGGAAUUCCGGAGAAAUUUCCGGAUGUUACGGGCUGGGGUAUGUUGACACCGCUGGGCAGUCACUGUAGGCAGUCGGUAAUACCGCAGUCGGCAAGACAGCCGAACCCAUGUCAAGUGAGACCACUCGCAAAGGUGAAAUAGUGAGGAAACGCUGUCAUGUGAGGAAAGAAAAAGAAAAAAAAAGUUGAAUCAAAACAAACUAAGAAAUUGUGCGUGAGGAAAAUAGUCGGAGAAUAAUCUUUUUUAUUGCGAAAAAUUAAGUUUAGGUAAAGUAAAAAUUCGAAGAUUUAGUUGUAGAGCAGUCUACUCUCUGUACUACUGUCGCCGUACGUGAAUUUGGACGGCUAGCAAAUUGAUAGUGCAGCAAGAAGAGGCUCAGAGGAGAUUAAAUCUGCUGAAUAUUUUAUCGCGCCACCCGAAUAUCUGUCGUCGUUCGCUGAGUCGGACGACAAGCAAACCGAAGGAGUAGCAGGAGAGAAAAGGAGAAGGUGAAAUCAGGAAAGAUUCGACAUUGGAAGAACGAGGAUACUAUUUAAUUUUUGAGCUGCUGCUGAUAGUGCUGCUACAAAAAUAUAGUUUCUGGUUCAUCCGAACAGCCAGUGUGUUGAACAGCUACUUUGUCAUCGCCGAAACUGACGUCGUUAGCUUCCUCCACAAAUUUAACUGAAUUUCGUUUAAUAUUUUUUCGUUUAUAACAAGUGCGAGUAACAUGGUCUUUUAUUCCACAAAAAUCGCACUGUUCUCUUCUUCCGAGUCUCGAUUUAAUUGGCCCUCUAAUAGAGGGAAAAAUAGAAUAACUGAUUCAUAAAAUAAUGUUCACAAUUUAGGAGAGGAUUCACUUACCACUUGCUGA